AUGUAUUAUUCUACUGCGCUUCGCACUUCAGCUGUGAACUUAACCAGUAUUUCAUCGACGGACCUCAGUGCAAUUUUAACUCUACGCAUACAAUUGAGAGUCUGGACGCCUCAAACUAUAUUGAGAAUGGAACCAGCCUACUAUGAUACACAAAGACAACGAAGUGGCGUAAAACUGGUAAUAAAGGCAGCGAUUCUGAACGACGAUUUAAGUCUGGAGGUUCAGUGUCAGAUAACUCGAGAACGAUUACAGCUCCUUGAAACUAUAACACCGGAAAUAUUCGAGGACCUUCAUCAUCACGAAUUUAUUUUCUAUCCCGAUACUAACACAACGGGCCAUGAAACGAUUAUAAGGAUUCUCAAGUAUCACCAACUGACUUUUGAAAAGGUAUUGAUGCAUUACCAACCAAGGAUUAUUUUCGGCACUACCGUAAUGGUAACUAAAUUUGCAGACCAGCUAACUGAAGGGUAUUAUAAGGUAGCAAAGUUAAUCAAUGACAAAGCUAGCCUGUUAACAAAACUAAAUUAUCUAAAUCUCCUUCUCCAAUUCUCAAAGCUAGAGCAAAUAUUUCUGACGGGCGACAUACAACAACCGCCACCAUAUUCGGGCAGUUUACCAGAGAGCGUCAAACAAAUAGAACACAACAGCUGUCUGGAAAAUUUAAUAAGCCGUAAGGCAACUAUAUCAAUUAAUUUGAGGUACUCAUAUCGAUCGUACCCGACUUUGACCAACAUUAUUUCGACAGUCCUCUACGACUCUGAACUAGAAGCUGCUCUGUCGAAUCAGGAUCGAAAGAUGUGGAAAAGUUUAGGGUUUCCUGAACUUUACGACAGUACACCAGUUCUAUUUCUUGACAUACCAGGACAGGAAUGUAAAACCCUAUUGCGCAGCUGGACUAAUGAGCAAAAAAACGAGGCGGCCUUAUUAAUAGCACAGAAACUUCAAACACGUUUACCGGGAAAGUUAACUACUCUGUGUUAUUAUAGUUCCGCGCUGCGGGAUCUCAAAAUUUGCGAACCCAGUCUUUGGUACCACACGGUUGACUUCUAUAUGGGAAAGGAGACAGAUGUCGUCCUCCUUUUAACGACCCGCUCCAACGCCCAGUUAACGGAAGAGGCCAGAAAAUUUCUAUUUGAUAAGAAUUGA
Molecule: messenger RNA, 1146 nt
Organism: Enterobius vermicularis (human pinworm)
Lineage: Eukaryota; Metazoa; Nematoda; Chromadorea; Rhabditida; Oxyuridae
Source: the annotation of a GenBank genome assembly